AUGGCGGAACAGACGGAGAAAGCGUUUCUCAAGCAGCCAAAGGUGUUCCUCUGCUCGAAGAAGUCAGGGAAGGGCAAAGCGCCGGGGAAGGGCGGCAACCGCUACUGGAAGAGCAUUGGGUUGGGGUUCAAAACCCCACGCGAGGCGAUUGAAGGUACUUACAUUGAUAAGAAAUGCCCAUUUACUGGCAGUGUAUCCAUCAGAGGUCGUAUUCUUGCUGGCACCUGCCACAGUGCUAAGAUGAUGAGGACUAUCAUUGUUAGGAGGAACUACCUCCAUUGGGUGAAGAAGUACCAAAGGUAUGAAAAGAGACACUCAAACAUUGCAGCUCACAUAUCCCCUUGCUUCCGUGUGAAAGAGGGCGACCAUGUCAUCAUCGGCCAGCCAUUGUCAAAAACUGUGAGGUUCAAUGUCCUUAAAGUGAUACCAGCCGGUUCCUCUGGUCGAGGAAAGAAGGCCUUUACAGGGAUGUGA
Messenger RNA from Striga hermonthica, 474 nucleotides. NCBI's taxonomy places the organism in Eukaryota, Viridiplantae, Streptophyta, Magnoliopsida, Lamiales, Orobanchaceae. The record is from the annotation of a GenBank genome assembly.